Molecule: messenger RNA, 1015 nt
Organism: Oldenlandia corymbosa var. corymbosa
Lineage: Eukaryota; Viridiplantae; Streptophyta; Magnoliopsida; Gentianales; Rubiaceae
Source: the annotation of a GenBank genome assembly
UACCCCCAAAAAGAAACCCCAAAAAAAGAGAGAAAGAGAAAAAAGUUUUUGUGGGUAAGAUUAAACCGACCCCACAAAAUCCAUGACCAGCCAUUGAGCAAAUUUCUGGUAUGAGAUUAACAAGCAGCAAAACAAUGCAGCAGAGCUGAGAGCUUUUCAGCUUCCAGAACAACACAACAAAUUCAACAUCGUUUCAGGAAAAGUGUAAAGCCAUGACAAUUACAACUACGCCUUCACUUUCCAGACUUAAUUCUCCAUUUCUCUGUUGCCCUCUCAAGAAUUCGUAUCCCUCGUCUCCUUCCCUAACCCACAACAACAAUACAUCACUUAGAAGAAGAAACCACCGCACCUUAACCAUAAGAGCGGCUGAUCUUGAUCAGAACACGAUUGUGGCAAUAACAGUCGGGGUGGCCAGUCUUGCAAUUGGGAUUGGGAUUCCAGUUUUCUAUGAAACACAGAUUGACAAUGCGGCUAAACGAGAGAAUACUCAGCCAUGCUUUCCCUGCAGUGGCUCUGGUGCCCAGAAAUGCAGAUUUUGCUUGGGGAGUGGCAGUGUGACGGUAGAGCUUGGAGCCGGUGAGCAAGAGGUCUCAAAAUGCAUCAAUUGUGAUGGUUUGGGUUCCUUAACAUGCACAACAUGUCAAGGCAGUGGCAUACAACCUCGCUAUCUUGACCGCAGGGAGUUCAAAGAUGAUGACUAGAGAGAUGAAGAUGAUCAGUAGACUCAGAUGCUGAACGGAGUUGUUUUUCUUUAAAGGGAUUAACAUUACAGCAUCAUUCUUUGAUGUGCCAAAUCAUUUGUGUACCAUUUUGUUUUUAUCUUUGACUAACAAUUGGUUAGCAAUAUCAAGAUACUAGUAAGUAGUAAAUAUAUAAAAUGAGGUUACGCUUGUUUGUUAAGUUUUAGCUGCAACAUGUAUGCAAGGUGGUUUAGUUUCAGUUAGCCUCCAUAAAUUAUGUAUCCUAUAAUAUGUAGAACUACUAUAAUUGGCCUAGAGUAGAAAUGCAAACGAAC